CAUACAACUAUCACGAUGGCCAGUCUCACUAAAGCUUUAAAACCAAUUUUGGAAAGGCAGUUUGGAAAUACAACAAAGAUCUUUGGCGCAGCAGUCAACAGUCAAAGAGGAAAACCUACAUAUGCAAGACAAAUCAUACCUCCUCCUGCCAAGUAUGGAGGCCGGCAUACUGUAACAUUAAUUCCUGGAGAUGGGAUUGGACCAGAACUGCUUAACCAUGUGCGAGAGCUCUUCAGGUUCAGCUGUGUUCCUGUGGACUUUGAGGUGGUGCAUGUAAAUUCUGCAUCAGACAGUGGGGAUGACAUCAAUAAUGCCAUUAUGGCCAUUCGCCGCAAUGGAGUUGCUCUUAAGGGUAACAUUGAGACUAGCCACACAAUGCCCCCUAACCACAAGUCACGGAACAAUCUUCUACGCACAAGUCUGGAUCUUUAUGCCAAUAUGAUGCACUGCCAGUCACUUCCUGGAGUUCAGACGCGCCACAAAAACAUUGACAUCAUUAUCAUUAGAGAAAAUACAGAGGGAGAGUACAGCAAUCUGGAGCAUGAGAGUGUAUCAGGAGUUGUGGAGUCUCUAAAAAUCAUCACACGGAACAACUCCCUCCGCAUUGCUGACUAUGCCUUCAGACUGGCCCGAAAAAAAGGGCGCCGCAGGGUCACGGCUGUCCACAAGGCUAACAUCAUGAAACUGGGGGAUGGGCUCUUCUUGCAGUGCUGUAAGGAGGUGGCCUCUGGAUACCCAGACAUUGAGUUUGAUAGUAUGAUUGUAGAUAACACCACCAUGCAGCUCGUUUCCAAGCCCCACCAGUUUGAUGUCAUGGUGAUGCCUAACCUCUAUGGGAAUGUGGUCAGCAAUGUGUGUGCGGGGCUGGUGGGUGGACCCGGUCUGGUGCCUGGUGCCAACUACGGGCAAGACUACGCUGUGUUUGAAACGGCCACCAGGAAUACAGGAAAGAGUAUUGCCAACAGGAACAUUGCCAACCCCACUGCCAUGCUGCUUGCCAGCUGCCUCAUGUUAGAUCAUCUCAAACUUCAUGACUAUGCCAACAUGAUCCGCGGUGCGAUUCUCACAACCAUGAACGAGACUAGGUUGCACACAGCUGACAUUGGGGGUCAGGGCACUACCUCAGAAGUGGUUCAGUCGAUCAUGAAGAUCAUCCAGAGCAGCGGUCCCCUCACCACUGAGAUCUAAACACCGUCGGCACAACUGUUUGACAUCAGCUUCUUAAGGACAUCUGCACUUCAUCUUAUGUCUCAAUAAUAUUGCUUACACUUGAGACAAGAGAUUUAUUCUUGAAUCCAGCAGCUUUUAUGGGGAUCAGGGGAGAAGAUGGUGUUACAUGAAAUACAACAUACUCCAGCACUAUGAUUGUGGGGUUUCUUGGGCAUAGUGGUCUUUCCAUGGGAACUGCAGAGUUUUUAGAUUUAUCAUAUUGUAUUUGAAAGGUUAUAUUGUUUUAAUGCUAUGCUAAUACAGUAUUUAUGAUGAGG
This is a messenger RNA of Carassius carassius (crucian carp), 1487 nucleotides long. RefSeq names its product isocitrate dehydrogenase [NAD] subunit gamma, mitochondrial-like. Gene Ontology annotation, biological process: isocitrate metabolic process; tricarboxylic acid cycle. The record is from RefSeq and is a predicted model, not a curated record. Gene Ontology annotation, cellular component: mitochondrion. The coding region runs from base 16 to 1188 and encodes 390 amino acids. The transcript is spliced from 14 exons. Lineage: Eukaryota; Metazoa; Chordata; Actinopteri; Cypriniformes; Cyprinidae. Gene Ontology annotation, molecular function: NAD binding; magnesium ion binding; oxidoreductase activity, acting on the CH-OH group of donors, NAD or NADP as acceptor.